This is a messenger RNA of Platichthys flesus (European flounder), 3538 nucleotides long. Its product is annotated as calcium/calmodulin-dependent protein kinase kinase 2. The record is from RefSeq and is a predicted model, not a curated record. NCBI's taxonomy places the organism in Eukaryota, Metazoa, Chordata, Actinopteri, Pleuronectiformes, Pleuronectidae. The coding region runs from base 323 to 2047 and encodes 574 amino acids. Gene Ontology annotation, molecular function: ATP binding; protein kinase activity. Gene Ontology annotation, biological process: activation of protein kinase activity; CAMKK-AMPK signaling cascade; protein phosphorylation. The transcript is spliced from 17 exons.
CGAGCAGGAGAAGAAGACCAAGCAGCUGCCAUUAGCACUUCCUGUCUGGAUCUACAGUUUUUAUUUCAUAUUUAUUCUGUAGCUCCGUGUGAGGGACUCGACCCGUGUUCUCAGCCCGGUUCCUGCAUCCCUCCCUCGGUCAGGGCUCCGCUCCGCUCCCCCGCACAGCAGCUAGCUACCCGCGGUGCCACAGCCGCUGCUCGCCCCGCAGCGAAGAGGGAACAAGGUGCCCCUAACCCGGGACUUGAAUUCUUCAUAAACACGCUAAGGAACCACUCUCCUGGGGGUUCCCAUCUGAUGGAGCAGUGCUUGUCUGCCCACCAUGUUUCCUUGUCACGUAAGCCCCUGGCCCUCUGCUGAGCCCAUGGCCUCCUGCGGCAGUCAUGCACCCCAGGAUCAGCCCUCACAGCCCCUCCCUGACCUGCUGUGCAGCUGUCCCGCUCCACCUUUGAACACCACCCCUCAGACGCCAUCCCCGGACCCCAUGGAGUCCCUCAUAGUGAUCACGGAGUACGAACCCAGCAGGCCGACUGGGGAGGAGGAGGUAGAAGAUAUGGACAGUUCUGAGACGCCCGAGCCGGCUUCCUCUGUGGCGGCGCCCUUCCCAACCUCGUCCUGCGACCUGCUGUCCCACACAGUUUGCCGGUCGGCGUCCCUGCUCCCCCAGACCCAAGAGCAAAGGGGAAGACUGAACAUGUCAGACAGGAAACUAUCUCUGCAGGAGCGCUCGCAAAGCGUGGCAUCGCCCUGCAGCUCCCCGGGACUCAACGGGCGCUACAUUUACCCAUCGUUACCGUACUCGCCCAUCACAUCACCCCACUCUUCUCCACGGUUUCUCCGCCGACCCACUGUGGAGUCCCACAGUGUCUCUAUCACAGACCUCCAGGACUGUGUUCAACUUAACCAGUAUAAGCUGAAGGAUGAGAUCGGAAAGGGCUCCUAUGGUGUUGUGAAGCUGGCGUACAAUGAGGACGACAACACAUACUAUGCGAUGAAGGUGUUGUCCAAGAGGAGGCUGAUGAGGCAGGCAGGUUUCCCACGAAGACCUCCCCCUCGUGGAGCCAAAGCAGCCCCUGAGGGCCCCCCCCAUCUCAAAGGACCCCUGGAGCGGGUCUAUCAAGAGAUUGCCAUCCUGAAAAAGCUGGACCAUUCCAAUGUAGUAAAACUAGUGGAGGUUUUGGACGACCCCAGCGAGGACCAUCUGUACAUGGUGUUUGAGCUGGUGAAGAAAGGGGCUGUGAUGGAGGUACCGACAGAUGAACCUUUCAGCGAGGACCAGGCACGCUUCUACUUCCAGGAUCUGCUCAGGGGAAUUGAGUAUUUACAUUACCAGAGGAUCAUCCACAGGGACGUCAAACCCUCCAACCUGUUGGUGGGAGAAGACGGACACAUCAAGAUAGCAGACUUCGGAGUCAGUAACCAGUUUGAGGGAACCGAUGCUCUUCUGACCAGCACAGUGGGAACUCCUGCUUUCCUGGCCCCCGAAGCUCUGUCAGAAACCAGGAACUACUUCUCUGGAAAGGCUUUGGAUGUUUGGGCCAUGGGAGUGACACUUUAUUGUUUCGUCUUUGGAGUGUGUCCUUUUAUGGAUGAGCGCAUCCUCAGUCUUCAUCAGAAAAUCAAGACACAGCCUGUGGUGUUACCUGAACAAGCUGACAUAUCAGAUGAUCUCAAAGAUUUGUUGCUGAAAAUGUUGGAUAAGAAUCCAGAGACGAGGAUAUCAGUCACACAGAUUAAGGUGCACCCGUGGGUUACAAGGCACGGUGCGGAGCCGCUUCCUCCAGAGGAUGACAACUGCUGUCUGCUGAUCGAGGUCACAGAGGAGGAGGUGGAGAAUUCUGUGAAACACAUCCCCAGCCUGGCUACAGUGAUCAUGGUGAGAACUAUGCUGAGGAAGCGUUCUUUUGGGAACCCGUUCGACCUGGGCCGCAAAGAGGAGCGCGGCAGCUUGGGUGCUCCAGGGCAGACGCUCAUGAAGCAGGAGAGUGGGGAUGGCAUGAAGACUAUGGACCUGCCCUACGUGGGAGAAGACGAGGCUCUUUCCUGAUGACCAGGGUCCACAGUCCACCAUGCCCCGCUGCACGACCCCCCUUUACUCACGCUUUUAUACUGGCGGCCUACGCCCACAUGCGUUUCCUGGUGGAGGUGAAGCGGCCGCAGAGAACAAAGAGAACCCGACGGAUCUGAGGCACUUUGACGACCAUUUGCUUGUUCUCCAUUUUCCGAGGCUUUAAAGGGAGACUUGUCAAAACUCCCAGAGAGAAUCCUCCUGAACAUUGCACCUGUCUGCAGCUCUCAUCGCCCAAACCAGUCUCCUCUCUUCUCACCCUGCAUGCAUGUAUAGUCUGUGCAUGCUUCGUCUCAGGCUUCAACUGUACAGCUUUGUGUUUUACUUGUAGUUUAGCCACUCGUGUUUCUCCUUGUCCUCACUUGACGAUACUUUCAGGUAACGGGUGGCCGUGGAUGACGGUUAAUGGGGAGGGAUGGUUGUAUUUUCGCCAUCACCUCAACCUGCUCUCCAUUGGAGCAGGUUUUUAUUGACGAUGAUUGUCUGGUUCGCUCUGCUUCAGAGCGGCAGGGCCCAGUUUUGUCAAAUAUUUUUCAGAGAACGACUCAUCUGCACAGUUUUCCCCCAAAAAAUGGAAAAAAGGGCAACGAUAAAAAUGUUUACGUCACUGAAUGCAUUUGUUUACUUUCCCAAUGCAACAUUGUAUAAGCUAUUUCUGAGCACUGGCAAGCACAGGACACACUUUGUUUGAUGCAAUUCUUUCUUAUUUCAGUCUUACCACUGGCUCUUAAUUGAGUCCAUCAUCUACUACAAUCAGAGAGUAGAAAGCUUUAAAAACUGUUAAUAUGUUGCUUUGCAAGUUCAUCAUUGCUUUUCAAUGGCUUAGAUUUAAAGCUUUUGCUUCAGUGAGACUUUUCUCAAGUGAGCAGUCAAAUAUUUGUUGGUUUAUGCUUGAUAUUUUAAGCUUGACAAAAACAGAAUGUGUUGGAGCAACAUUAUUCUUUAGGCUUUUAAGUUUAAACCCAAAAUUAUUUCUCAGCUAUUAAUUGGACAAACAUGCGCUCGUUGGCGGUUUCAUACUGAAAAGAGAAAAUCGUGACUCUCCAACCUCACGUUCAAACUGGGAAGGUUCUCACUUGUUUGGUUUUGUAUCGUAAGAAUCAGUGUUUUUUUUAUUUAAACGCACAUUUUCAGAACACCAAAAACACUUUAAUUAUAUAUAACGUUGUAAAGUGCAGUAACUUAAACAGACAAACCUUUAAACUAUUUGUUUGUGUUAAAUUACCAGAGCUGGUGCAGCAUUUACGUUUUGAGAUGGGAGGGCAUAGAGCAGCUGCAGAUGUGUCUUGUAAAAAUCUAUGCAUAUCUAUUGAACUGUUAUAAAGAAACUCUUAUGUCAUCGUUGAUUGAAGGACUGGGCCAGUCUGCAAAUAUUUAUAUAUAAACUAACUAUCAAAUAUUUAUAUUUAUUCUCAUGUUUUUUCAUUUUUGAUGAUCCCAAAGCAGUAAAAUCAGCACAUUUCCACUUUU